Molecule: messenger RNA, 1365 nt
Organism: Schistocerca serialis cubense
Lineage: Eukaryota; Metazoa; Arthropoda; Insecta; Orthoptera; Acrididae
Gene: Hyls1
Exons: 5
Coding region: 194-853 (219 amino acids)
Biological process (GO): cilium assembly
Cellular component (GO): centriole; non-motile cilium
Source: RefSeq, a predicted model, not a curated record
AGCCAUUUCGGGUUAUGAUUUUUCUUGAUUCAUGUGUUGGUAUUACUGGUUGUAAAUCGCAUCCGUUUCUCAUGCACAAACAAAUCAAAUUUAAAUUUCAAGUGUAACAUGUAGGAAGUCUGGUGGAAGUAUACACUGUUUAGCGUAAUUGAUAUAUUCUAUUUGGUAAUCAUAUCAACAUUUUAAGUAAAGUAUGGAAGUACACUUAGACCCGAAGGAAGUCUUGGCUCACCUCAACGAAAUGGGAUAUAGAAACAUUACACCGGAGCAGUUACGGGAUUUCGUUCGAGAUUUGAAAAAACUCAUCAAAUAUGAUGUUCAGCAUUGUAAAUGUGAAAAUUGGCAUAGUGGACUCUGCACAACCUGUAGCAGUAGAUCUGCCACACCAAAUGAAAGGCCUCCACUCUCAUCAGUGAACGGAACACAGCACCAGCCAAGAGGCGACAAACUGUCGGAUGACAAAAAGCCUACCAAGACAGAUGCAUCAUGCAGAGAAUACACAGUUACAGCUGAAAUAAAAACUGGCUACCCAAAAAGCAAUAAAUUGAAGAAACCAGACAAUGUAAAGUUUGAAAAGGAAAAUAAAAUUGAAAUAGUAGAAUACACUAAACCAGCACCAUCUUUCAUCAAACCAUGGCAACUUCAACGGGGUUCGAUGCCAUCACGCAGUGAUCCUGUCUCCCUCUACCACAAGUACCAGACCUAUUGGCGCCAACAGAAAGUUCCUGGAGAGGAUAGUCGUGCUGAGUUACGUUGGAGAGUACGUGAAAAAAUGAUAGGACAGGAUCCACAUCCUCGGCCAGUUUCGAAAGCUUCUUCCGUGGAAUCCUUAUACCGAAGAAACAAGAGGUAAAUUUCAAACAAGCAGUUGUAAAGGUUUUCGAAUGGAUUCAUCUUUAUAGUUCCUUUUAAUGACUAUUUUUACUGUUGUUGUACAUUUGGAAGGUGUGUAAUAUAUUGAAACAAUUUGAUACUGUUAACAAAAAGUAAUUGCAUACAAACAUACCUGUACAUUAAAAGAAGAGUUUCCUAUUGUAAUUUCGUGAAAAAAGUACCUGACACUUUUUCAUUGUCACAUUUACAGUGAAAAUAUAAAUGUUAGAUCCAUCUGUAAGCUAUGUUAUGAAGUAGUUUAUUUGGAUUGACUGCAAUUGGUUCAUUCUUACUACGCUAAACAGUGUUUUUAUAUGCUUGUGUAGGUAAGGCAAAAUAUUCUUCUCUGUGUGACAUAAUCAUAAGUUUAUCAUCUUUAUCAUUUUUUAUUAAUUUUGUAAACAUGUAAAAGUCUGUAAGUUUUAACUAGUGAUUUUAGUUUAAAAUUUUAUUGUAAAUAUUGAUUUGUAAAUAUUUAGACUUACCGAGACU